Molecule: messenger RNA, 2583 nt
Organism: Impatiens glandulifera
Lineage: Eukaryota; Viridiplantae; Streptophyta; Magnoliopsida; Ericales; Balsaminaceae
Product: probable serine/threonine-protein kinase At1g09600
Exons: 8
Coding region: 41-2188 (715 amino acids)
Biological process (GO): positive regulation of transcription elongation by RNA polymerase II; protein phosphorylation
Cellular component (GO): cyclin-dependent protein kinase holoenzyme complex; nucleus
Molecular function (GO): ATP binding; RNA polymerase II CTD heptapeptide repeat kinase activity; cyclin-dependent protein serine/threonine kinase activity
Source: RefSeq, a predicted model, not a curated record
GUACUUUAAGUGAGACUUGAAGAAAUUGUGUUAUACAAUUAUGGGUUGUAUUUGCUCCAAAGGUGUUACUUCUAACAAUGAGUUUGGUGAGAGUCUUUCAAGGGAUCAAGAACUAACUAAAUCUUUGAAAGAAUCAAAGAGAUCUUCAAAGCGGUUUGUUUCCACUUCAAAAAGGGAUGAAGUUGUGGUUGAGGUUGAUAAUGGUGUAAAUGAGGUUACUACAAGGUUGAUCUCCUCUACUGAUCCGGAAGAGAAUGUAUGUUCUAUUCCUGUAAUAUGGGAGGAGGAAAGGGAGAAGGAUAUGGUUUUUGAUACAUCUAUGAAGUCUCAAGUAGUAGAUGUUGGAAUGAGCAGUAAGAAACCUCAGAUACCUAGGGUUUUUGGAAAUCAUGAUGGACAAGUUGCUGCGGGAUGGCCAUCGUGGCUUAGUGCAGUGGCUGGGGAAGCUAUCAACGGGUGGGUACCGAGAAAAGCAGAUUCUUUUGAGAAGUUGGAUAAGAUCGGACAAGGCACUUACAGCAGUGUGUAUAAAGCCCGGGACCUUGAAACUGGCCUAAUAGUUGCUCUAAAGAAGGUACGUUUUGCUAACAUGGAUCCAGAGAGUGUUCGUUUUAUGGCCAGGGAAAUCCUUAUUCUUCGUAGACUUGACCAUCCAAAUAUCAUGCGGCUCGAAGGACUGGUCACUUCUAGGGUUUCAGGCAAUCUAUACCUUGUAUUUGAGUAUAUGGACCAUGAUCUUGCUGGACUAGCAUCUUCGCCCACAAUCAAGUUCAGUGAACCACAGAUUAAAUGUUACAUGGAACAGUUAUUUCUUGGACUUGAACACUGUCACAAUCGAGGUGUGUUACAUCGUGACAUCAAAGGAUCUAAUCUUCUGAUUGAUAAUAAAGGAAAUCUUAAGAUUGGUGAUUUCGGGCUUGCAACGUUCUUUCAUCCCAACCAGAAGCAGCCAUUAACCAGUCGUGUAGUAACUUUGUGGUACCGGCCUCCUGAACUCCUUCUUGGUGCCACUGACUAUGGAGUUGGGGUUGACUUAUGGAGUGCCGGUUGCAUUCUUGCUGAAUUAUAUGCAGGGAGGCCAAUCAUGCCUGGAAGAACAGAGGUGGAACAACUUCACAAAAUCUUUAAACUUUGUGGCUCACCAUCAGAUGAGUAUUGGCAAAGGUCUAAACUACCCCAUGGAACCAUUUUCAAACCACAGCAUCCUUAUAAACGCUGUGUUGUUGAUGUGUUCAAGGAUUUCCCACAUUCAGUUAUAAGCCUUUUGGAGGUACUACUUGCAUUUGAACCCGAGAGACGUGGAUAUGCUUCUUCUGCCCUUCACAGUGAGUUUUUCAGAACAGCGCCUUUUCCUUGUGAUCCGUCAAGUUUGCCAAGGUACCCUCCUACCAAAGAGCUUGACGCAAAGCUUCGAGACGAGGAAAUGAGAAGACGUAAGCAAGCUUCUGGUAAAGGGGAUGUUCAUGAAUCUCAUAAGGAUCCCAGAGAAUCCAAAGCAAGACCUGCACCAGACGCGAAUGCAGAGCUAGUUGAGUCGAUACAGAAGCGUUUAUUGCAACCGAACACUCGAAGCAAUAGUGAGAAAUUCCAACAAACAGAAGAAGGUGGUUCUGGCUUUCCUAUUGAACCUUCAAGAGCAACGUCACACGAUGGUCCUACUUAUUCAGGACGGUCAUCAUCUAAACAAGGUGGUGAGACCCUUUUGGGUCAAUCUGCAAUUGAUUCUCACAAGAAUGGUGUCAGGAGCCCCAAUUCUUUAAGAACAAAAGGAUCCUCUCAGUUGUCCAGGUUUUCAAACUCUGUUACUGUUCGAGGUAAUUCAAGGUUUUAUGUUAACAAAGAUGCACAUUUGGUGGAGGAGGAGCCUCCAGAUGCUGUAAAUAGUCAGAUGGAUGAUUCAGUGCCCAUGUCCAAACAUGAAGCGGCGAGAUCAAAAGAUCGCGAGAAGGAUAAUAAUGACGUUGAAAAUGGAUUGAUCUUGGUAAAUGGUACGAAGAAAAAUAGAAUCCACUACUCUGGGCCACUUCUUCCUCCAGGAAGAAACAUGGAUGAAAUGCUCAAAGAGCACGAGAAACACAUCCAACAUGCUGUGCGAAAAGCUCGCACAGAAAAGAAUAAAGCAAGGAAAAUGUACGAUGAUAAUGGACAAACCGAGUCUCUACUGCAUAAUGGAGGAAAUAUCCACUAACAGAUGAAAACAAUCGUCUUGUUUGAAAUUUAUGAUGUUACGUUCAGCCAAGUUCGACGUGACACAGUCAGGAUCAUGAAAUUUUGGGUGGAAAUGAUGAUUAUAUGGUAAAAAAAAUAUGAUCCAGAAAUUUGUAUAACCGAGGAUAAAAUGGUAAUUUAGUGGUGGGUAAAUAGAUGAUAUGGUGGUUCAUUUGGUUGCUGAUAUGUAUUCUUCUUGUACAGCCUAAAAGCUGGUUUUUGUAGGAGAAUUCUUUAUUAAGAUGAUGAGAACAAAGUUUUAUACCAUUUGAAUGACAUUAUUGAGUUGGGUUCAAACAUGGGUAUAAUGGGCAUUUUCUUAUUAUACUAUGUUCUAACAUUUAUUUCAUUCUUAAUGUUGCCGUUUCGUAAUUA